Molecule: messenger RNA, 999 nt
Organism: Limanda limanda (common dab)
Lineage: Eukaryota; Metazoa; Chordata; Actinopteri; Pleuronectiformes; Pleuronectidae
Product: rab5 GDP/GTP exchange factor-like
Exons: 1
Coding region: 1-999 (332 amino acids)
Biological process (GO): vesicle-mediated transport
Cellular component (GO): endocytic vesicle; cytosol
Molecular function (GO): guanyl-nucleotide exchange factor activity; small GTPase binding
Source: RefSeq, a predicted model, not a curated record
AUGACAGCUGGCAGGAAGAUCUUCAAACACUGCAAGGCUUUCACUGAGAGCCUGGUCGGUAAGAGGUACAUGGGUGCUGAUGAGAUGUCAGAGCGUGUGCAAGACUUCUACCAGCACCUGUCAGAGCACCUUGAGACUCAGUUCAAUUGUUCGUCAGAUCAUGCACAGGACGUUAUGGAUGAUGUAGAGAAGUACGUGAUGACUCGUCUCUACAGGUCUGUGUUCUGUUCUGAAACAUCAGAUGAUGAGAAAAAGGAUCUGGCCAUUAAGAAGAGAAUCAAAGACUUGCACUGGGUCACCACUGAGAUGUUGUGCUCUCCACUGGAUGAGGAAAUCCUUGAGGUUUCUGACCAUGUAUUCAAAGCCAUCAUAGAUUUGACUGAAAUGGAGUUGAAGCAAGUGCCCAAAAACAAACUGCAAUGCAUGACUAGCUGCAGCAAGCACGUCUUUAAUGCCAUCAAAGCCAAGACGAAAAAGACUGUGUCUGCGGACGACUUCCUCCCGACGCUCAUCUACAUCGUGCUAAAAACAAACCCUCCACGACUCAUAUCCAACAUCCAAUACAUCAUCCGCUUCGGCAACUCCAGGAAGUCCAUGUCCGGAGAGGAUGAUUACUACUUCACCACACUAUGCUGUGUGGUGACCUUCAUUGAGAACCUGGAUGCUCAGUCUCUGAACCUGACUUCUGAGCAGUUUGAGCUCUACAUGUCAGACCAUGCGCCCUCCCACUGGCCAAAGACCAACGGAGCUUCCUCAUCCUCAGGCAGCGCAGCUCUCAGUGAGGUCCACACACGGCUAAUCCAGCUACAGGAGCUUGAGGAAAGGCAGGCAUGUGUCAUGGAGAACGCUAGCCUAAUGAAGAGCGACCUUAUCGACUGGACAGAUGAACUGGAGAUGCAAGACCUCUUUUCUACCACAGUGAUCGGGUCUGCAUCACAGUCAGCAAUUGACUCUGAUAUCAUUGAGAAGGAGCUCCUGCCUCAGCCACUGCAGCCGUAG